GGUUGGGGGCGUCCCGGGGGGCUCGGGACAUGGCGAGCUCGACUAACACAAACCCCGUGCCUAAAUUGUACAGGUCUGUAAUUGAAGAUGUCAUCAAUGAUGUUAGAGAAGUUUUUCUGGAUGAAGGAGUGGAUGAACAAGUUCUUAUGGAACUCAAAACACUGUGGGAGAACAAGCUGAUGCAGUCCAAGGCUGUAGAUGGCUUCCAUUCAGAAGAGCAGCAGCUUUUGUUGCAGGUGCAACAGCAGCAACAGCAGCAGCAGCAACAGCAGCAUCAUCACCACCACCAUCACACACAACCUCAGCCGCAGCAGACUGUGCAGCAGCAGUCUCAGCCACAACAGGUCCUUAUUCCAGCGUCUCAGCAAGCACCUCAGCAGCAGGUUAUUGUGCCAGAUUCCAAGCUGAUACCACACAUGAAUGCAUCAGGCAUGAGUGCUGCAGCCACUGCAGCUACAUUGGCUCUCCCUGCUGGUGUUACUCCUGUUCAGCAGAUACUUACAAAUUCAGGCCAGAUCCUCCAAGUAGUUAGAACUGCAAAUGGAGCUCAGUAUAUCAUUCAACCACAGCAGCCAGUUGUUCUACAGCAGCAGGUCAUACCGCAAAUGCAGCCUGGUGGAGUACAAGCACCUGUUAUACAGCAGGUUUUGGCUCCUAUCCCUGGAGGGAUUUCCCAGCAGACAGGAGUGAUUAUUCAGCCUCAGCAGAUCCUGUUCACAGGAAAUAAAACACAAGUCAUACCUACAACAGUGGCUGCCCCUACACCAGCUCAAGCACAGAUUCCUGCAGCCGGUCAGCAGCAACCUCAACAACAACAGGCACAACCUCAAGCACCACUUGUUCUGCAAGUUGAUGGAGCAGGGGACACAUCGUCUGAAGAAGAAGAAGAUGAGGAAGAAGACUAUGAUGAUGAUGAAGAGGAAGACAAAGAAAAAGAUGGGGGUGAAGAUGGCCAAGUUGAAGAGGAGCCUCUUAACAGUGAAGAUGAUGUGAGUGAUGAGGAAGGACAAGAACUGUUCGAUACGGAAAAUGUUGUUGUGUGCCAGUAUGAUAAGAUUCAUAGAAGUAAAAACAAAUGGAAAUUUCAUCUCAAAGAUGGCAUCAUGAAUCUUAAUGGAAGAGAUUAUGUAUUUUCCAAAGCCAUUGGGGAUGCAGAAUGGUGAAGUUUUAAAAGACAAAACAAAGGAAAAAAACUCUGUAAAAGGAAAAAAAAUCAAAAGAAGGAGAGGUUGAGACUUGGAUGUAUACUCCAAUCAAAAUGUGUAUCUGCACAUCAGAAAUAAACAAUAAACAGAAGUAUUGGAACAAAGGUAGAAUGUGGCAACAAAGACACUACUUCAGAUGAGCAAGCCAUGGACUGUAGCAGCUAUAGCAUUGUCUGGGAGCUGGUUUUGUGUGUUAGGAAUACCUUAAUUAUCAAUUCUACAUACAGGUACCUACAGCUGGUAUUUAGCAUGUAAGGCUUUGUUCCCCCCCCUUCUUCCCUUGAUUUAAGAUUUUAAAAUACUUCUUCCACUGAUUGAAGGAACUCUUCCCUUUGAUGGAUUAUUAAUCUGAAAAUGCUUAUUGUGUGUACAAAUCUUUGCUUUGAACACUUCCUUUUGGUAGUGAGGAUGGUCAGAAUGUUACUUAAACUGCGUGCAAGCUUUGUACAGAAGGGUAAGAAUUAAGGUGUUAAAAUUUAAAUAACUUGUAUAAGGAAAAUAUUUUUAAUUCUGAUAUGCUCAUUAAUUAUUAUAUCUGUUUGUUAUUUUCAAUUCAGUUCCCCAUAAAUAGGUUGUUGUUCCUAGCAGUU
Messenger RNA from Gavia stellata (red-throated loon), 1795 nucleotides. It is a transcript of the gene GTF2A1, whose product is annotated as general transcription factor IIA subunit 1. NCBI's taxonomy places the organism in Eukaryota, Metazoa, Chordata, Aves, Gaviiformes, Gaviidae. Gene Ontology annotation, biological process: transcription by RNA polymerase II; transcription initiation at RNA polymerase II promoter. The transcript is spliced from 9 exons. Bases 30 to 1163 code for a protein of 377 amino acids. The record is from RefSeq and is a predicted model, not a curated record. Gene Ontology annotation, cellular component: transcription factor TFIIA complex.